Messenger RNA from Pseudonaja textilis, 866 nucleotides. NCBI's taxonomy places the organism in Eukaryota, Metazoa, Chordata, Lepidosauria, Squamata, Elapidae. The record is from RefSeq and is a predicted model, not a curated record.
AUGUGGCACCACUCAUUCAGCCCUUCAGCCACGCAGACUACAAAGCUUCUUGCAUAUUUCAAAAAGAAAAAGAAAAAAGAUCUACAUUCUAAAGAUUAUGCUUGCACUAUCGGGAUACCUGCUCACUCCAUUUCCUCUUUUCUGUCUCUUUCAUCAGGCUGUUCUUGGGCCGCUGCUGCCCUCCUGCUGCUCUUUGGAGCCCACGCUUUCCCCAUCGGAGAUUCUUCCGGAGAAGAGGAAUUUGGCGAGGAUCCCUCCUCCAGCACUUCGGCAGCCGGGCGCGUCCAGCUGAACAUUCUGACAGAGUUGGCUCUUUGGCUGCAAGGUACUGCGGCGACGUGGAAUCAAGAGCUGUGCACGGAGCAAAACGCAUGUAAAGGUACAAUGGAAAUUAUGGCACAAAAUAAUCUUAACCUUCCAAGGAUAAUUAAAGAAGAUGGAUGCUACCAGCCUGGAUUCCAAAAGGAAAGUUGUCUAAGAAAACUUUCAAGUGGCCUCUAUGCAUUCAGAACAUUCUUGGAAUAUAUAGAAGAAACUACACAAAGUAGUGUUUCUAUAUCAACAGGAGCACAGCACCUGGCAGAAACCUUGAAGUCAAUGAUGAACAAUCCUGAGACUGUGAUCACGCCACUUCCUGACACUCAGAAAACUCUUGCUGCAAAGUUAAGAGAACAGAGAGCUUGGAAUAUGAUAGUGACCAAGCACUUUAUUCUUCAAGCUUUUACUUUAUUUAUGGAGACCACUUCAAGAGUUAUUCGCCUUCUAUAAUGAGUUAACUGUAAUGCCUGAAUGCUUGAAAUGAGACAUAUCAAAUAUCCACAUCUGAAACAGAUGUCAUGGUUGUUCUCCUGAGAGAAUUUAUUUUU